Dendrobium catenatum is the source of this 2589-nucleotide messenger RNA. RefSeq lists its product as uncharacterized. Lineage: Eukaryota; Viridiplantae; Streptophyta; Magnoliopsida; Asparagales; Orchidaceae. Gene Ontology annotation, molecular function: catalytic activity. Bases 1 to 2589 code for a protein of 862 amino acids. The record is from RefSeq and is a predicted model, not a curated record. The transcript has 6 exons.
AUGUCUUCGUCCAAUGCUUGGGGGAAGAUUUCCAGCCCGACACAUGGAAAAAGCAGAGGCUUUUUCAAUCUUGAUGGUGAUGCUCCAUCCCAGUCUCUUACGCUUUCUUUCAAAGUCGUUCUCUCUAGUAACCCGAUGCAAGGUGAUAACGCUCUUAAAUUUACUCAAUCUGUUGUGAAUGGUGUCCCGGCUGUUCUUAUUUCCGAUGAAGAUGUUCUUGAACUGGCUUCUCCGUUUCAGUUUACCCUUGUUGGGAAAUAUGCUUUGUGUAGACCGAAUCUCGAUUCUAUUCGUAAUUUUUUCGCUAAUCUUAAACUAUAUGGUUUUUAUUUCAUUGAGCUUUUAGAUUCUAGACAUGUUGCGAUUCAGCUGUCGAACGAUCUCGACUAUAGCAGAGUUUUUGCUAGGAGAUCUUAUUUUAUUAACAACUGUGAAAUGAGAAUUUUAAAAUGGAUGUCAUUUUUUGAUGUGCAUGAAGAGUCCCCCAUAGUUCCGAUCUGGAUCUACUUUCCGAAUUUGAGAUUACAUUUUUUUAACCCUCAAGUCUUGCAUGCGAAACAUCCUAAAGAAGUUUGGGUUGGAUCAAAGGCGUUUGGUUAUUUGCAAAAAGUCGAGUUUGAGAAGGCCUCGGAUUUUUGUUCCAUUUGCAAGAUUCAUGGACAUACGAUUUCCGAUUGCUUUAAAUUACAUCCUGAGCUUAAAAAAAUUACUAAACCCUCAGUUGAGAAGGUUGACUCCCCUGUUAUUUUUAUUUCUAAUAAUGUGCUGGAUAAAGAGGUGCCAAAUGUUAUUAUUGAAAACCAGGUGGAUGCUGUGACUAGCUCUAUUGUGUCGAAAAACAGAGGUGAUUUGGAUGCUAGUAUGGAAGUUGCUAAGGAUUCUAAUUUAGCUAUUAAUUUAGAUGCUGGUCUUAAUGAAAAUUGUGAAGAAGGGGAAUUUAUCCCCACGGAAAAUAAGAAGGAUAAACUGGUGAAAAAUUUGGAACGUGGUAGCUCUUUGCCCUUGGAUUUAGAAGGUUCUAAAUCUAAAAAAUCUGUUGUGGAUGAUUCCUUUCUUAAAAUUCUUGAGGAGGAGAACUUUACUAAAGUUAAUAAGAAAAAGGAAAAAAAUCCAAAGAUUCUGUAUCCUCUAUGCUGUUCUUUACUAGAGCUCAAACUAGUGCUAAAGAUUUGGAUUUUGUGGAAUAAUGCUAUCAACUUGAAUAUUCUGGAUGACUUUGUUCAAGUUGUGCAUGUUUCAAUGUCUAUGUUUAAUUUUUCUUGUAAUGCCUCUUUUGUUUAUGUUGCCUGCUCUAGAGUGGGCCGUUUUUUCCUUUGGGACAGUCUUAAGAGUUUUGCUUCUAAUACUUCAGCGUCGUGGUGUGUUGGAGGUGAUUUCAAUGUUAUCUCUAAUGAUAGUGAAAGAUUGGGAGGUAAUCAUCCUAAUAUUAAUGCUAUGGAGGAUUUUAACUCCAUGAUUUCUACUUGUGACUUACAUGAUAUAGGUUUUUUUGGGAAUGCUUAUACCUGGAGUAGAGGUAACUUGUGGCAAAGACUUGAUAGGGUUUUAUUUAAUCAUGAUUGGAUUGCUAAUUUCCAUAUGACUCAUGUGGAGCAUCUUAGUAGGGCUGCUUCUGAUCAUGCCUCUUUACUGCUUACUAUCAAUGCUAACAAAAGUUAUGUUCCUAAUGCCUUUAAAUUUCAAAAUAUGUGGUUAUCUCAUCCUGAUUUCUUUAAUGUUGUUGAGAGAAAUUGGCAGGCACCUAUUUUCCCUAAUGGCAAUAUUUUGGGUAUGGCUAAGCUGUGGAGCAAGCUGAGUAGGUUUAAACAAGUGUUGAGAUGGUGGAACAAACAUAUUUUUAAAAAUUUAUUUUCUAUUAUUAAGAAUGUUGAACAUGAGGUAAUGGAGCUUGAAAAUGUUUAUUUGCUUAAUCCUGAUAGUUCUAAUCUUUCUGAGCUCAAUAAUGCUAAGAUUAAACUGUUUGCUUUACAUGAUCAAGAAGAGAUGUAUUGGCAACAAAAAGCUACUACUAAAUUCACUGUUGAAGAAACUGAUAAUUUCCAUCUCACUCUUGCCCCGUCUGAGGAGGAGGUUUGGAAGGUUAUGCAGGAUAUGAAUGGUGAUUCUGUUGUUGGUCCUUAUGACUCUAUAUAUGUUAAUAGUGUUCAGUCCUUAUUGACUGAUUGGAUGUCCACGGUUAAAGGUCAUGUGAUUAACUUGUUACCUAUUCUUAUUUUGUUGUUCCUUUGGAAAGAUCGUAAUGAAGCUAAGCAUAAUGGGGUUAAGAUGGAGGAUAAGGUUAUUAUCUCCAAUAUUAAUCAUAAAUUGCUUCAAUUGUUUGCUGUCAAGCUUAUUUCGAGAAAAAAUUUCAUACAUUGUGAAGCUUUGUGUGUGAACCUGGGUAUCCCUAUUCAUACUGAGGAGCUGAUUCGAAGUGAAAGAGUCGUUAGAUGGUUAAAACUGAUGUCUCCUUAUAUGAAGCUUAAUACUGAUGGUUCUGUUGAUCGGUCUUUUGCUUGUUUUGGGGGUAUUAUUUGUGACAAAAUUGAUAAAGUGAUUGUGGCUUAUGCGGCCCUUUAUCUCCGUGUAAGGUCAUUUUUGCUGAGCUGA